Cottoperca gobio is the source of this 3070-nucleotide messenger RNA. RefSeq names its product mitogen-activated protein kinase 15 (gene mapk15). The transcript has 14 exons. NCBI's taxonomy places the organism in Eukaryota, Metazoa, Chordata, Actinopteri, Perciformes, Bovichtidae. The record is from RefSeq and is a predicted model, not a curated record. Gene Ontology annotation, biological process: protein phosphorylation. The coding region runs from base 440 to 2287 and encodes 615 amino acids. Gene Ontology annotation, molecular function: MAP kinase activity; ATP binding.
UUGCGGCAGCAGUGGGAGUAUCCAAAAACUCGCAGUGAGAAUUGACUUAUCACCUUGACAAAUAACAGAUUCUGCACAGUGCUGAUCAAACAGAGUGUAUUUCUCAGUCACUAAAUUGAACCUGCUGCUUUUCGACCGACAUUUAUUGAUUGAACAGUAAGCAACGCGAGGUCUAACUGCACUUAGUGGACAUACGGAGUCGCGUGUGUGUUGCCAGAUAUAACUAUCCUACAGAAGACAUGUCUUUUUCAUGUGUUGUGGACAUUUACAUUAGCCUACAUUUGAACCUGCAGCUCUGACAUAACUGGCUCCACUGUUGAGUCAUUUCUACAAACCGUUUUAACGUCUGUUUUCCGGACAUUCAAGUUCUCAUUCAGGAAUUAUCAAAGAGUAUGGUGAUGCUUUCUGCAUGAGCAAGAGCAACGGACUGUGAAAGAAAAUGAGCAAAAAAUAUGAAUCAACAAACGUGCCUGAGGUGGAGGACCACAUUUCUCUGAAGUACGAAAUGAAGAAGAGACUUGGGAAAGGGGCUUAUGGUAUUGUAUGGAAAGCAGUUGACAGACAGACAGGCGAGAUCGUGGCCGUGAAGAAGAUCUUUGACGCCUUCAGGAACAGGACAGAUGCCCAGCGGACAUUCAGGGAAAUCAUGUUCCUCCAGGAGUUUGGAGAUCAUACAAACAUCGUACGACUUCUAAAUGUCAUCAGAGCGCAAAAUGAUAAAGACAUUUACCUCAUCUUUGAAUAUAUGGAUACCGACCUUCAUGCGGUGAUAAAGAAAGGCACUCUCCUGAAGGACAUCCACAAACGUUAUGUGAUGUACCAGCUCUUCAAAGCCAUCAAAUACCUGCAUUCAGGAAAUGUUAUCCACCGGGACCAUAAGCCAUCCAAUGUGCUGCUGGACACCGACUGUGUAGUCAAGCUGUGUGAUUUCGGCUUGGCCAGAUCACUCAAUCAAAUCCAAGAGGACAGUGGGAAUCCAGCACUGACAGAGUACGUGGCGACGCGGUGGUACCGAGCUCCAGAGAUCCUGCUGGGGUCCACAAGGUACACAAAAGGUGUGGACAUGUGGAGCCUUGGCUGUAUCCUGGGAGAGAUGCUGCUGGGAAAAGCCCUGUUCCCCGGGACAUCCACCAUCAACCAAAUAGAGAAGAUCAUGAGCACCAUACCACACCCCAGCUCAGAAGAUGUUCUUGCAAUCAAGUCUGAAUAUGGAUCCUCUGUCAUUCAGAGAAUGUUACUGAAACCACAGCUGCCUUUGGAGGAUCUUCUCCAGCCGUCUGUGCCUCCAGAUGCUCUGGACCUGUUGAGAGGUUUGCUAGUUUUUAACCCGGACAAGCGGCUGACUGCUGAACAAGCCCUCCAACACCCAUAUGUAGCCAGGUUUCAUAAUCCAGCCAAGGAGCCCGCUCUUAACUAUGAUGUAGUGCUGCCAGUGGACGAUGAUGUACAAUUAUCUGUGGUUCAGUACCGCAACAAACUUUAUGAGAUGAUACUGGAGAGGAGAACAAAUCAGGGGAUACUAAAGCUGAUCCAACCAAAGGAUGGAGGCUGUGUCAGUCACAUUGAGAGGCCCAACGUGAAGGAUAAAGUAGAAAAGGGCCCAAUGGCAGCGAGUGGAGAUAAUGACCAUGAGGGGAAAACACAACAUGAAAAGACUGAAGAGACAAACCACGAGCCUUUACACACAGCCGUCACUAAACCUGGGCCUGUGAAUGUGUCAAACCCGCCUGCUGUGGAGAAGACGAGUCCAUUAUCGAGCCCUGGCGGCUUAGGAAAACUCACAUAUAACCCCAUCACACACGCUCCAAAUGGUUUUGUCCGGAGUCCAGCUGGUCUUCCUCAUUACUGCUCCUCCACUGCAGCUAGCAGGAAACUAGUGGGACAGACCAGUACCGGAAGUGCAACAACAUCACCAACAGAGGGCUCCAACAGUAAUGAAUCCAUGGACCAGAUUCUCCAGCGUGGUCGCUCAGCCCCUGUGGCUCAUACCCGCUCCUUCUCCUUGACCCUAAACCAAACCCAGAACAAUCCGUUGGUUCGCAAGGAUGAGCCAUCCCUGCCCUCUGGGCUUUACGUCACAUCUGCACGCCUGAACCAGCGCUCUAACUCUCAGGUUCGUGAGGCUCGGCCACCGACACGGUUCAGCAAGAAAGUAUUUCAGAGUAACUGUAAUGUGGCAGCUGCAGGCGACCCUCGAGCCAAACUGGGCAGCUAUUCCCAGGCCUAUGGUACCAUCAACAAGACCGAACUGGACAAUCUGCUUCGAAGCCGCCCUUACAACCAGUAACUGCUGUCAUGUCAGCGAUUCCAAGUGUGUCACGUGUUUGAACACACAACAAUUUUUGCCUUUCACAAGGAUGUUAGGCACAAGGCAAACUGAAAGAGAGCUUGUAAAACGAAACUGUGAAGACUGUUACACUUCUUGUAUACUAUGUAGAUUAUAUCCAUGGAGACAUGAUCGUCGCUGUCUGUGACAAUGAAUACAUAUAUGUAAAAAUCCACUGUAACUUCAUAUUACGUUUAUCAAACUGUACCAGCAAAUCUAGAAAAUAUGUAUACGAAUGUUCAACAAGUUUUACUCAACAGCAUUUCUGACAAAGCUGGAUUAUCAACCAGGCGAACUGAUGUACCUUUUUUUUAGCAUCUGAAAUGUUAACUUGUCUUUCUGUAGAGAGACAGUAUGUCAAUAUUCUCAUGCAAGAUGUUCCUAAAUACAAUUGUGUUUUAACUAAUUAUCACAAACAGGGUCCCACAGAUUGGGCCCAUUACAGGGUCAAACCAGCCAUGAUUUUUCAUGUAGAUCUAUGUAGCUAAUGACCUAUAGGCUCAAUGGUUUAUGCACAUUAAGCUUGUUGGUUUCAGAUGGACACAGAAUGACUGUAAAAUAAGUAAAUAACUGUUUGAAAGGAUCAUGCAACAAGGAGUUAUUUUUUCAUGUGAAUUCAGCAGCAAUUCUUGUUCAUAAUGUGUACAGAAUGAAAAAGAUUAGAAGUUUCUUGAACCCAGUUGAUAAUAUUUAACAGACAUGGAUGACUGUGGCAGCAAACCACCAUACAGUUUAAUAAUAAAC